GAUAUGGCUUGCCACCAAAGAUCAAUUAGCUUGCCUUCUAGGCCUCACUCAAAAGUUGAAGAAGGGCUGCACAGCCUAGAGGCAUGCAUCUCUUCACCUUCAAUGACCAUUGAGAUCCUCUCUGAUGGCUUAAGGAGGCUUGAGGAUAUCUAUGGCUCUGUUGAGGACAUCAUGUGCCUUCCUAGCAACCAAAUUUGCUCAUCCCAGCAAAGGAGGUUGUUGGAUGGAGAAAUGGAAUGCUCCCUUGAGCUACUGGAUCUUUGCAAUGCUAUGCAUGAGGUGUUCGCUGAGUUGAAGGCCAUCAUCCAAGAUAUGCAAGUAUCUCUUAGGAAAGGAGAUGAUGUAGUUGUUCAAGCUAAGAUCCAGUCAUACAUUCGCUUGGUCAAGAAGGCAAAAAACCAUUUCAAGAAGACUGUGAAGAAGGUUACCUCAGACAAGGAGGAUUGCAAGAUGGUCAAGCUGUUGAGCAAGGCUAGAGAGAUCACAACCUCUCUACUUGAGUCAUCAAUGCAGCUCUUGUCGAAGCAAAUUGCAACACCAAAAAUGUCCCUCAUCUCCAAGGCAUUCCAGAGGAAAAUUUCAGUUGUUUGCAGUGAGGAGCAGUUGCAGGUGUUAGAGUGCAGCAUCGGGGAUCUUGAGGCUGGAGCAGGACUUCUGUUCAGGAGAUUGGUCCAGAGCAGGGUUACUCUCCUUAACAUUCUUAGCUCAUAG
Molecule: messenger RNA, 711 nt
Organism: Oryza brachyantha (malo sina)
Lineage: Eukaryota; Viridiplantae; Streptophyta; Magnoliopsida; Poales; Poaceae
Exons: 1
Coding region: 4-711 (235 amino acids)
Biological process (GO): shoot system development; root development
Source: RefSeq, a predicted model, not a curated record